CGUCAUUUAGCAGUGUUUAUUUAUUUAUUUAGCCAAAAUUUAAAUAUAAGCAAGUUCUGGGCCGAUUAGUUUAUUCCAUAAAUCGAUGCUCAUUAUAAUUCUACUUUUAUCUUCAAUUACCGAAACCUUUACGUGUUUCUGAAAAAUGUGAAAAGUGAAAGUAUUACGUGGAUCAGUAACAGGCAAUUUUUCUUUAAUGUUUCCAUAAUUUUACUCGUAAAAUGGGUAAAACUAGUAAAGUAGUUAUCUGUGGGAUGAAAGGCGUUGGUAAAACUGCCGUUCUCGAGCAGUUGAUAUACGGAAAUGUGAAUUUAAAAACAUAUCUCUAUCCGACUAUAGAGGACAUUUAUGUAGCGAAUAUAGAGACAGACCGCGGUACGAAGGAGCGUGUGUGUUUCUACGAUACUGCGGGGCUCGAGCCACCGAUCACAGGCGAGUUUAAAGGACCACCCCAAUCCCCCACACUGCAGCUGACAGCCAACCAGGUGCUGCAGCGGCAUUACCUCGGCUUCGCAGAGGGCUAUGUCAUGGUAUAUGACACCAAUCGCCCCGAGUCACUUGAUGUACUCAUGUACCUAAAGAAGGAUAUUGAUAGAAAUAAGGAUAAAAAAGAGGUAGUAAUGCUAGUAAUAGGGAACCGUACAGGCCCCGACGACCCCAACAGUCUGGAAAACACCUGCUCCAAAGCUGCCAACUGGUGCUCCCGGGAAAAACUCCGCCAUUUUGAAGUCAACGCGAUGGACCGCCCAUCUUUGUACGAACCCUUCAUAUUCCUAACCUCAAAACUUAACCCGGUACAGAACAAAACAGCGUUUCCACAGCUGAGUACGUUGAGUAAGUUGACGCAGAAGAAUAAUAGGAGCGAUGCUAUGUAACAUUACAUUUUUAAUCUAUGCCCUUUUUGCUAUCAGCCUUAGUGCGGAGAAUUUGGUCAUUCGACACUUAAAAGCAAUGGAAACUAGUCACUUUAUAUGGGAAUUGUAUAGAAAGCAAGAAAUCGUAAGCAUACAAAAUGUGUAAAGUCUAAGGAAAAAUCUGGUAAUCAACUUUCGACAACUAGUCAAUAUAAAUGACGUUUACAACCAAAAGGUACAUUGUUGGUUGUCCAUAAGGUUGAUUUAAAAUUGAAGCUAUAGGUAUGGAAAUAGUGCAUUAUUGACACAUGACAAUAAGUACCCUGUUGGUUGAGAAUGGGUCUAGUCGUAGUUAAUCAAACCAAUAAUUUGUCACUUUGCACAUGUAGUACAAUACAAUCAAUAGGCAGAGGCCGAGGCACGUCUACACUGGCCGGUUUGUGCGCGAGGAAAUUGCCUCGCGCGUAUGCUCGCUCUGUAUGGACCCGCCUAAUGAAUAUUUGAUAGAAAGUGACCUGUUGUCAUUGAUUUUGAGUGGAGUUAUUUCACUUCACGCAGACGAUGAUAUUUUUAAAUUAUUAUGACGUUUAUAUAGUCGGUAUGGUACCAUUGAAAUAUAUGUUAUUUUUUUGGCGGGUGAUUCUCAGAUCAUCGAUUGAGUAGUGAUGUAAGGUGUAUUCGGAUGAUUCCAGAUCAUUUCCGAAUUUCAGGUAAUUUCGAAAAUCUCCUAUAACUUGAUUAUAUCAGAGUCUAUUUUUGAAAUUGCCCGACACUCGGAAUGUAUUGGGAACCACCCGAAUAAUACAUACUUUGGUUGAAAUUGAAGACCCGCCAGAAAUUCAUCAAAUCUUCAUCUGGUUAUGAAUUUGUUUUAAAAGUUAAAAAGGCAUGUGUUAUUUUAAAUUGUACUUAAAUAGUGAGAUUAAAUUUGUGAUCGUGCAUAUAUAUCUAAAUUAUUCUACACAUUAUGUAAUAUAUGUAUACUCCUACAAAAAGAUGGCGCGUUGUUGAAUGUCUGUGACAUUGAAUCGCAUAGACGGAUAAACCGAUUUUGAUUUUAUUAAGUUAUAUUUCGGUGUUUUGUGAAUUAGUUACGACAUAUCGGUUACACAGAGGGUACAAAGGCUAAUUUUGAACCGACUAUACUUUCAGUGCAUGGAUAUAUGUUAGUAACACACUGUGUAUAUGUGCUGACACUGCUGACACAAUAUUUUGAGAAAUAAUGAUGGAAACAUUAUGACAGACAGAGGUGUCAUUCUACAAAAAUCUCAUUCCCUGGCCAUACUAAUUCGCAAAUUCCUAGGAGAUGCUGCUGUAUUAGCAUUUAAUUUUUGAUGACUGUGUAACCCGUGCCAAGUUCCGUCUACAACCAUAAUUGCUGAGCGGAAUCUCCUGGGAAUUUGGGAAUAGGUAUAGCCAGGGGAAUGGGAUAGCUGUAGAAUGACCCGGACUUUAUGUUUAAACUUUGUUGAUCAAAAGUUUUUAUUAAUAUUUAUUGUUUAUGCUUUAAUAGUAUUGCUUCAAUUUAGUACCUAUUAGGAUAUUUUUGUUUUUAUUAGUUAAAUUAUACUAUGACUAUGAAUUAUGAUAUGUUCAACCGCUGUCUUAUGAAAUCUCACUAGUUUUUAUUUAUUUAACUUUUAAAUUGCCCCUUUAUUAUAAAUUGUGUAAAUAUUGAUUUAAUCAUUAAAAUCAUUAUUGGAAAAGGAAUAUAGGGGCAUAGGUUAUUAGAUUAAUAAUAAUAAUAAUUAAUCUAUUAUGAAUUUAAAAGACGCGAAAAUCUUAUUAUAGAACAGUAUCUUAUAUAACUGUUAACAAUAUAAGGUGCUUCCUGAAGACCUUAGCUAAUUUUUUGGAUUUAUUAUAUUAAUAUAAAGGCCGAGAAACAAGGAAUUGCCAGCCGAGUGUGAUUUAAAUGAGUGAGAGAAGCGAGGCCGUUUAUUAACACGAGGCUGGCUAUCCCUUGCUUUUUCGGCAAGGGGCAUAUUUAGUGGUCCAGUUAGACCAUUUUGUUUACGCCUUUAAAAAAGAAAGCAAACCUUUUGAACGCCAAUUAAGUUAAGGUACAAGUCACAGGUUACAAACAAUGGCAUCAGUGACUUUAAUACUUACGAGCAUUGUAAGUAAUGUAUUAAAAUCUGUACGUACAAGUACAUAUAUGAGCGGGUCAACUUUUUUUUGUUGUUUAUCUAUCAGCCAGGCGACAAAAGUAGUUAGAAGAAAUAUUGUAGGUACAUUAUCUAAAAAAUGUAUGUUUGUUUAUUUUAAAUACCAUAAAACUAUAGGGUUUUAAGAGUGAUCCAGGAUGUAACCAUGGGAACGAGACAAAAAAAAGUUGAUUUACCCACUUACAAGCUUUGUACGUUUAAAUUAAUUAAAAACACGUAGUCAAGGUGUUAAAUAUGCUUACGUACUAAUUGACAAAAAUAUGUAUACACGACCUUGUUGCUCAUAUAUUAAGACAGUGUGUACAUAUUUUUGGCACUUUGUCCGUGCCGAUAUUUAAUUCCUUGACUGUACACAGAAUAGAUAUGAGUAGUCUUCCUUUUCAUGAUUUCCUAACGUGAACAGUAUAAUUCCUUUAGUAAUGUACUUAAUUUAAUUUUAGUAUAAGAUAUUAGUGCAAUAUUUGAUUUACAUAUUUUCAAAUCAGUGAUUUAACAUUUAAUUUGUGUACCAAAUCUUGUAUUAGAGUUAACAAAUUUAACUUCGUAAUAAGAUCUCACUGUUAGCACUUUUUUAAAACCACUAUUAUUUAUUGAACUAUAUCUAAUGUUUACCAUGAAUAAUCAAAAAUAGACACAAGAUUUAUCACAAUUAUGAAUUAGGACUUAAAAUUCGCGAUAAAAAAGCUUGUAACCCCCAAAAAAUACUAUGCAAUAGGGUUGUUUCCAUCUACAAAUCUUAGGGCAGAAUUGUAUCCCAAUAAAUUCUUUUGGAUUAUAAGAACAUGUUAAACUACUUUUACGGGACCUGUAAUGACCAUAUUUUUGUAAAUAUUGAAUUUAAAAUAUCUUUUAGCACACGUCACGUGACCAAACUCGA
Molecule: messenger RNA, 3899 nt
Organism: Cydia pomonella (codling moth)
Lineage: Eukaryota; Metazoa; Arthropoda; Insecta; Lepidoptera; Tortricidae
Gene: kappaB-Ras
Product: NF-kappa-B inhibitor-interacting Ras-like protein
Exons: 3
Coding region: 222-875 (217 amino acids)
Biological process (GO): canonical NF-kappaB signal transduction
Molecular function (GO): GTP binding; GTPase activity
Source: RefSeq, a predicted model, not a curated record